UGUGUGCGCAGAGGCAUGGCGACGCUCCGCACGUCCCCGUGGGCGUGCACGGAGCCGGCCCGCGUGGCGCGCACGUGCGUGUGGGCGCGCGGGGGGGCGCCGCACGCCGAGCUGUCCCCGCAGGCGCUGUGCUGGCCCUCCUUCCACAGCGGCGUGGCCACCGCGCUGUGCCUCGUGCCGCUCGUGCCCACCUCCAUCGACACCGCCUUCGUGCUCUACAACAAGCCCAGGGGCACCGCAGAGAUGUCGAGCGAACACGCCGGAUUCCUCAUGGGGCUGGGCCUCAACGGGCACCUGCGGGACAUGCCCUUCAUGAACAUCUACGAGUACCUGGUCAAGUGCAACGAGAUGAUCAGCAUCGGCCUGCUGCUGGGCCUGGCCGCCACAUAUAGGGGCACAAUGGACGUUCAGGCUACCAAAAUGCUCAGCAUCCACCUAGAGCCGCUGCUGCCCCCCACGUCGGUGGAGCUGGACAUACAGCAGAACAUCCUGGUGGCGGCGCUGAUGGGCGUGGGGCUGCUGUACCAGGGCACCGCGCACGCGCACUACACGCAGGUGCUGCUCAACGAGAUCGGCAAGCCGCCGGGCCCGGAGGCGGAGAGCUGCGUGGAGCGCGAGGGCUACGCGCUGGCGGCCGGGCUGGCGCUGGGGCUGGUGUGCGCGGGCGCGUGGCGGGACGUGCCGCGCCGCGUGCCGCACGCGCUGCGCACCUACAUGCUGGGCGGCGACCGGCCCGCCGCGCACGGCGGGCAGCGCGAGCGGUGCAAGCCGGGCGUGAACCUGGACGUGACGUCCCCGGGCGGCACGGUGGCGCUGGGCCUGCUGUACCUGCGCGCCGGCCGCCGCGCCCCCGCCGCCUGGCUGCAGCCGCCCGACACCGCCUACCAGCUCGACUACGUGCGCCCGGACCUGCUCAUGCUCAGGGUCAUCGCGCGAGGCCUAAUGCUGUGGGACUCCAUAGAAGCUAGCGAAGAGUGGAUCGAGGAUCAAGUUCCAGAAACGAUAAAGCCAUACUGCUUCGUCAAACCGACCGAGGACAACAUCGAUUAUGAAGCUAUGAACCAGGCGUACUGCAACAUCGUGGCGGGCGCGGCGUUCGCGCUGGGGCUGCGGUUCGCGGGGUCGGGGGACGCGGACGCGCGCGACGCCGUGCUGCACCACGCGCGCGCGCUGGCCGCGCUGGCCGACACCGCGCUGGCCGAGCUGGCCGGCCGCUCCACGCUCGAGUACACGCUGUGCGUCUGUCUGCUGGCCGCCGGCAUGAUAAUGGCGGGUCGCGGCGACCUGUCCCUGCUGCGCAUGUGCCGGCGACUGCGCGCCCGCGUGCCCGCGCCCGGCGCCGCCGCGCCGCCGCUCACGCACGGCGGGCAGAUGGCGAUCCACUGCACCAUAGGGCUGCUGUUCCUGGGCGGCGGGCGGUGCACGCUCAGCACCACGCCCACCGCCGUGGCCGCGCUGCUGGCCGCCUUCUUCCCCAAGUUCCCGACGCACAGCGAGGACAACCGGUACCACCUGCAGGCGCUGCGGCACCUGUACGUGCUGGCCGUGGAGCCGCGCCUGCUGCUGCCGCGGGACAUCGACACCGGCGAGCUGUGCUACGCUCACAUACAGGUCAUCGACCUGCAGGGCUCGGUGCGGCAGAUGAAGGCGCCGUGCAUCCUCCCCGAACUGGACAAGCUGAAGGAGGUCAAGAUUGACGACCCUCGGUACUGGCCCAUCACCUUCCAGAGGGACAGGAACUGGGACCAGCUCAAACUGUUCCUGGAGUACACGUGGUGUGUGGAAGUGAAGCAGCGCGCCGGCUGCCUGCCGCACCGCCACGACCCGCACGGCUUCCUCACCAUGCUCGCGCAGUCGCUCACCCUGGACAAGGCCAACACCUGGUCCAUCAUCACCCAGAACAUCGAGCUGUUCACCAACGACGACAAGAUCCGCAGCUUCGCCAAGCGCUACCUGUGGGCGGAGGCGGCGCGCGGCUGCGGGGAGUGCGGGGAGUGCGUGCCGGCGCAGCGGCGGCGGCGCGGGGGGCGGGGGGAGCCGCGCCUGUGGAGGCCGUGCGAGUGCCGCCGGUACUCCAAGGACGAGCAGGACUACGUGCAGGCGCUCAACAUGGUCACCUACGAGUGCGUCGUCAAGGACAUCCUGUGCGCUCUGCCGAUAUGGACUACUUUUUUGAAGAUAAUAAAGACAAUGAAGACGGAUCCGUCGGCGUACCACACGUGGCAGAUGAAGCUGCUGCUGUCCCAGGUGGAGCAGCUCGACAAGCGCAGCACGGCCGAGAUGAAGGUGGACGGGCUGGAGGCGCACAGCGAGCCGCUCGUCUCCGCGGAGUUCACGCUCGCCAUCAAGCAGAAGGUGGCGCUCGCCUUCGACGCCUUCGAGCUGAGGCUGACCCCGUACCUGCGCAAGUACGUGGGCCUGCCGAGCAGCAGAGACUUCAAUAACUGCGAGCCCUUGCUCAAGAAGGCCCUGUCCGCGUUCCUCGUGUACCACGACAUCAAGCGGGGCGAGCUGCGGGGCUGCGCGGGGGAGGAGGGGGGCGCGCUGGUGCUGGCGGGGGGUGCUGGGGGUGCGGAGGGGGCGGCGCGGCUGGGGGCGCUGCUGCGGUGAUGCUCGACGCUGCGCCGGGGCUACGUGACCCGGGCGCGGUGCCGCGGGGACUGCGUGCACGACUGGUGCUGACGGACGCACAGACGUACUUGCUUUCAAUCUCAAUUUGUGUAAUUAAUGUUUGCUCAAGCUAGUACAGUUAGUACCGUAGAUUGGAGGGAAUAGGAACAAAUCUGGGUUGUCACAAUGCUUUUGUGGAGAUUUCAAUUUGUUAAAUUUUAAAGGACUUUUAUUUAGUGUUUAUGAAUAUUAAAUAGUUUAUUUUAGUCAUCACAGUUUUGUAACUGAUUAAAGAUAUUGAAAAGUUAAUUACUUAGAGGUAAGUACCUGCCUAACGAUUAAACAGUGCCAGCCCUAUCGAAAAACUCUAUUAUCCUCAUAUGUGACCUGAUUCACCCCAAAAGCCAAGGUGGAUCAGG
Bombyx mandarina (wild silkworm) is the source of this 3029-nucleotide messenger RNA. It is a transcript of the gene shtd, whose product is annotated as anaphase promoting complex subunit 1. The record is from RefSeq and is a predicted model, not a curated record. Gene Ontology annotation, biological process: protein K11-linked ubiquitination; anaphase-promoting complex-dependent catabolic process; metaphase/anaphase transition of mitotic cell cycle. Gene Ontology annotation, molecular function: molecular adaptor activity. Lineage: Eukaryota; Metazoa; Arthropoda; Insecta; Lepidoptera; Bombycidae. Gene Ontology annotation, cellular component: anaphase-promoting complex.